AUGGAUAGCAUGAGUGAGGCAUUUGAUCAAAUGCAAAUGGUCAAGGAUGUUCUAGCCAACAGUGAUAAAGUUUCAGAGGUCCUACAAGAGUCUACUCAUCAGUUCAACCUGCUUACUUCACCCACCUUCCUACCAAAGCAUCAAUCUGAUCUCUCUCUCCAUGGCAGAGAAGCUAGGCAUAGCUGGAGGCAUAGCAAGGAACCAAGAGUUGGGAAGGAUAAGGAUGAGAGAGGACCAAGGAUUGAGAAGCCACGUCUUGAGAGGGCUAGAGUUGAGAAACCACGUUCUGAGAGACCACGAGCUGAUAGACUUGUUCAAGCCCCUUGUGUGCUUGAUGAAGAAAGCCUUCAAGCUUUGUUUGAUGAGCCACUAGGAAGGGCUCUAAAAGAAGGGGAGGAUACAGCCUCUAAGGCAAAACCAGGUGAUAAAAGAAAGGAUCCACCAGCUCAGGCCCCUUCAGUCAAGCCAUCUCAGCUCACAAUGACCUUGUUCCCCACCAAGUUUGAAAAUGGGAAGAUUGAGUACAAAAUAAGGUACAAGGGGAGAUCAAGGCCAUUCUCUAGAGCCAAGGCCUUGGUGACUUCAGAACAGUCCAGGGACCCAACCAAGCUAAAAGAGCUUCUGUCUCAAGUCUUUUGGAGCAUUCUGGAGCAUAUGGGACAUAAGGAGCAUGGAGGGACUUGGCACAUGGAAGCAGCUCAACUGGAUACGCAAAGGAAGAAGGGAGAAGCCAUCUUGAAGACCAGCUCGACCGUCUACUCGACCGGCCAAGCUUCAACUCGAUCGAGCUGA
Molecule: messenger RNA, 792 nt
Organism: Microthlaspi erraticum
Lineage: Eukaryota; Viridiplantae; Streptophyta; Magnoliopsida; Brassicales; Brassicaceae
Source: the annotation of a GenBank genome assembly